CAGCAACAACCAGAGCAAGAAGAACAAGUUACCUUCGAAGCUGAUGAAGAAGAAGAACAAGUAGAUACCGGCGACGCGGAGGUGGCCGAAGAAGAAGAUGAAAUAGAAUACGAAGAGGAAGUGGAAGAAGAAGACGGAGAAGAAGAAGAAGCAGCAGCGAAGGAGGGAGAUGCCCAAAACCCCUCAAACUUUACGGCAUCAUCAACGGCUCCGGCAGCUUCUGCACCAUCGACUGCUGCUAAUACCACCGCAAAUGAUGAUGACGAUGGGGAAGAACCUGUGCAGAAGCUACUGGAACCAUUCACCAAGGAGCAACUGAUCGAUCUCCUCCGUGAAGCUACUGACAAUCAUCCAGACGUUCUGGAUCGAAUCCGCAAGGUUGCCGAUGUGGAUCCUGUUCAUCGCAAGAUAUUUGUCCAUGGUCUUGGUUGGGAUACGAAUGCCGAAAUCCUAAUUAAUGCUUUCAGGCAGUACGGUGAGAUCGAGGACUGUAAUGCCGUCUGUGAUAAGAUUUCUGGGAAAUCUAAGGGUUAUGGGUUCAUCCUCUUUAAGCACCGAAGUGGGGCUCGUAAAGCCCUGAUACAGCCACAGAAGCGGAUUGGCAAUCGGAUGACGGCCUGUCAGUUGGCCUCGGCCGGGCCGAUACCGCCACCAGCCCCUGCUGCACCCCCAGUUUCAGAGUACACGCAGCGGAAGAUCUAUGUCAGCAAUGUAUCAGCUGAUAUUGAUCCUCAAAGGUUGCUUAAUUUUUUUGCUAAGUACGGGGAGAUUGAGGAGGGACCGUUAGGGUUAGAUAAGCAGACUGGGAAGCCCAAGGGGUUUACGUUGUUCGUUUACAGGACAGUUGAGAGUGCGAGGAAGGCAUUGGAAGAUCCACAGAAGAAUUUUGAAGGUCAUAUCCUGCACUGUCAGAAGGCAAUCGAUGGGCCGAAGCCAAACAAGCAAUACUAUCAUCAUCAUAACCCACACCACUCUCAGCAUGGCUCACAUUAUCAAAGAAAUGAAAACCCUAAUUUUAUGGGGGCUAUAGGGAAUCAUGGUUCUGCUGCGGCAACACCUGGUCACAUGAUGGCUCCAAGUCCGGCUGGGGUGCAAUUCAACCAAGCAGCUACGCAGGCGUUGAACCCAGCGCUUGGACAGGCGAUAACGGCAUUGCUUGCGACCCAAGGUGCAGGGUUGGGGCUGACGAAUUUGUUGGGAACACUUGGGUCUACAGGCAUGGGGGCACCAGUGAACCAAACUGUGCCUUCGAUGGCUAGCCAUGGAAUGCAGGGUGGGUAUGGGACUCAGUCUGUUGCGAGUAAUAUCAGCCCUGGUGUGAUGGGGGGAUACGGGAACCAGCCUGCUAUGCAAGGAGGAUAUCCUAACGCGCCUAUGGGACAUGCCAAUUCUGGUAGAUCACAGCAAGGUGUGGGCCACAUGGGUGGAGUUCCGCCCUACAUGGGUCAUUAGGUAAUGCACAGAUACCUACUAGGUGCAUCAACCUUUUAGUCAUGGACUGGUGAUUCUUCUGAAGUUCCAGGAGCUUAUGCAAAUGCGAUCUUUGUCUUUGUGAUGAAGUGUUGCUUUUUCAUUACCAAAAAGACCAGAACUUAGGCUUUUGUCAAGUGGAGUUACAGUCUUCUAUUUUCCUUCUUUUCAAACCUUUCGUUACUCUUCAAAAAUAUGUACUAUGUUGGAUUUCGAUUUCUACUUUCUUUUAAGCUCUGGACAAUCGGUUGAGUCAUCCAGUAUGGAACUUUAUGUAUUUUCUGGAGUCUAAGAAAAAUUAUAAACAACAAAUCUGCAUUCUGUA
Messenger RNA from Macadamia integrifolia, 1795 nucleotides. Its product is annotated as UBP1-associated protein 2A-like. The record is from RefSeq and is a predicted model, not a curated record. Gene Ontology annotation, molecular function: RNA binding. NCBI's taxonomy places the organism in Eukaryota, Viridiplantae, Streptophyta, Magnoliopsida, Proteales, Proteaceae.